AAAGAAAUCAGGGAGAAGGGGAGUGACUGACUGACAGGCCUUUGCGAGUUAGGACCGCAAACAGAUCCGAAUCUUUCGUCCUCUCUUCCAUUCCUAUUUCCUUCAUUUGACUUUCUUUCUUCCUUCCUUCCUUCCUUCCUUCCUUUUGCAGAUCCUUAACCAAAAAACAUGCGGCAUUGUCUUCACAUUUUUUUCUUCUUCCAACUAUUUAAUUGAAUAAUAAAGCUGAGCUGAAACCGAUACAAUACGAAUUCCACAAUCUCAUACACCAAUGGCCGAUGAUGAAACCCCUAGCCAAACCCAAGAGUCCUCUACGGCAAGAGAGUUUUCUGCCAAUGGGACUUCCAUGAGUACCUCUGAUGUCGAAGCCAAACUCGACAAAGGCAAUAUUGAAGAAGCUGAAUCUUCUUUACGCGAACGCUUGUCCCUUAAUUCCGAGGAAGCGAGAACUCUUUUGGGAAGGUUAGAGUAUCAAAGAGGAAAUGUAGAAGCGGCACUUCGGGUACUUGAUGGGAUUGAUCUGCAAGCUGCAAUCCAAAAACUGCAACCUUCCUCCCAACAAGCUGCCAGACUCGUUCUUGAAGGCUUUUACUUAAAGGUCAAGUCCCUUCAAAAGCUCGGAAAAUUUGCUGAGGCUGCUCAGGAUUGUGCAAAUAUUCUUGAUGCUGUGGGGAGGAUAUUUCCUCAAGGAAUACCUGAUGCCCAAGUUGAGAGUAAAUUGCAGGAGAUGAUCAGUAAAGCGGUUGAGUUACUUCCAGAGCUUUUGAAGCAAGCUGGUAAUUAUCAAGAAGCAAUGGCUGCUUAUAGACGUGUACUGCUCAAUCCAUGGAACUUAGACAAUGAUUGUUGUGGGCGAAUUCAGAAAGCAUUUGCAGUUUUUCUCUUGCAUAGUGGGUUGGAGGCUGGCCCUCCUAGCUUAGGUGCUCAAGCUGAUGGUGCUUAUGUACCCAAAAAUAAUUUGGAAGAGGCUAUUCUGCUUUUGUUGGUUCUUAUGCGAAAAAUUCACCAUGGUGAUAUCCAGUGGGAUCCAUCUGUUUUGGAUCACUUAAUGUAUGCGCUUUCUUUAUGCAGCCAAACUCCCGUUUUAUCGAAGCAACUUGAAGAGCUCAAGCCUGGAGUAUUUCAUCGUACUGAACGUUGGAAUCUCUUAGCUCUUUGUUGCAGUGGUGUGGGACAGAACAAAGCUGCCAUGAAUCUAUUAAGAAAGUCUCUGCAUAUAAAUGAAAGACCUAAUGAUCUCACAGCAUUAUUGUUGGCUGCGAAGAUCUGUAGUGAGGAUUCUCAGCUUGCAGCUGAGGGAGUAGGAUAUGCACAGAGGGCAGUCGAUAAUGCAAAAGGGGUGGAUGAACAUCUGAAGGGUGUUGGCCUUCGUAUGUUAGGUCUUUGUUUGGGAAAGCAAGCUAAAGUUUCUUCCUCUGACUUUGAAAGGUCCCGUCUUCAGAAUGAAGCGCUUAAAUGUUUAGAUUCAGCACUUUCCUUUGAGCAGGAUAAUCCUGAUAUAAUCUUUGAGUUGGGAGCUCAUUAUGCAGAGCUGCGGAAUUUGAAUGCUGCUUUGCGUUUUGCGAAGAAGUACAUUGAUAUAACCGGUGGUUCUGUAAUGAAGGGUUGGAGAUUGCUUGCUCUAAUUUUGUCGGCUCAACAGCGUUUCACAGAGGCUGAGGUGGUCACUGAUGCUGCAUUGGAUGAGACUGGCAAAUGGGAGCAAGGACCACUGCUCAGGCUGAAAGCAAAAUUGAAGGUCUCCCAGUCACGACCCAUGGAAGCUAUUGAAACUUACUGUUACCUCCUUGCUUUGGUUCAGGCCCAAAGAAAAUCAUCUGGUCCUAUGAAAAUUGAUUCUCAGGUUGAGGAUGAUAAGGUAAAAGAAUUUGAAGUUUGGUAUGGCCUUGCAUCUCUGUACUCUAGUCUUUCACACUGGAAGGAUGUAGAAGUAUGUGUGAAAAAAGCCAGGGCGAUGAAACAGUAUUCUGCGGAACUGGUGCAUACAGAAGGCUUUAUGCAUCAAGAACGUGGAGAAAUUCAAGAAGCACUGGCUUCAUAUAUCAAUGCUAGUUUGCUUGACCCUUUUUAUGUUCCGUCCAAGGUACGGAUUGGUGCAUUGUUGUCCAAGUUGGGAUCUAACUCUUUGCCUGUGGCGAGAACCUUACUCUCAGAUGCUUUGAGGAUUGAACCUACCAACCGUAAGGCUUGGUAUCACUUAGGUAUGGUACAUAAGGAUGAUGGUCGCCUUGCAGAUGCCAUAGAUUGCCUCCAGGCAGCAUCAAUGCUCGAAGAGUCAGACCCUGUCGAAAACUUCAGAUCUAUCCUUUGAUCGGCCUCCAUAUUUCAGCCUCGGGGACGGUCCAGCACACAGACCAUGAUACAUACAGGGGUCUCUUUUGUACUCUUUCCUGUUUCUUUACUUAAUGUUCUUGGUGCGAAAAAAGAAGAAAUCAAAUCAAAAGGAAAUGGAAUUUGAAAGGAAAUUACAAUCAAACAGAAGGAAAGAAAGUACCAGAUCUUGGGGGUUCAAAUUAUAGUAAAUGUGGUAAUGGGGGCUCUCAAAUGGUCUUUCUAAUGGUAUUUUGCUUAGCAUGCUUAAUGAUUAUAUUAUAUGUAUAUUUAUAAAAAAAUCUUUGUUUUCUUUAUUCAUUCUAGAGGUUCAAGGAUAAAGAGGGGAAAGAACUAAUUUUU
Gossypium raimondii (Peruvian cotton) is the source of this 2673-nucleotide messenger RNA. Its product is annotated as protein NPG1. Lineage: Eukaryota; Viridiplantae; Streptophyta; Magnoliopsida; Malvales; Malvaceae. The transcript is spliced from 7 exons. The coding region runs from base 272 to 2311 and encodes 679 amino acids. The record is from RefSeq and is a predicted model, not a curated record. Gene Ontology annotation, molecular function: protein binding.